AAUCCCCAAGCUCUCAGACACGCCCAGCUCCAAGAUUUUCAAGAUUUUUUCAAAGCUGCUGUGUGGACGUACCGUAUGCAAACUUUUACAACAUCGAGCAAACCCUGAAGCUACACAACAUCAUCGCUGACCUGUCCUGCAGACAGGCCGUUUCAAUGCAUCACAAAGGACCGAAAACACCGCGGCGAUCAUGGAUGUUUCCGAUCUGUUUAGUAGUUGCAAAAAGGGCGACAUUUUUAGAGUCAGAUACCUUGUUGAACAAAGAGAUGUGGACCUCAAUGUGAGAGAUAACUGGGACAGCAGCCCUUUGUAUUAUGCUUGUCUCUGUGGCCAUGAUGAGCUCGUCCAGUACCUGUUGGCUAGUGGCGCUAGGUGUGAGGCCAACACGUUUGAUGGCGAGAGGUGUUUGUACUGCUGUCUGAAUGACUCUGUUCGACGCCUGCUCAAAGACUAUAAGUGCAUCACUGUGCGCGCCAUGCAGCGGGAUGAUUAUAACUACUUCCUGCACAUGUUACUGGAGCAGGGUUUACAGAGCGAUGUCAAGUUCCUGGUUCAUGGACAAAUAUUUACAGCCCACCGAUGUGUUCUCAGUGCACGCUCAGAGUACUUCACUGAUAUGUUUGAGACCAAAUGGAAAGGGAAGAACCUGAUCACACUCAAACAUCCAUUGGUGAACCCUGCUGCCUUUGGAGCCAUCCUGCAGUAUUCCUACACUGGACGAAUGGAUAUCGAUAUAAGCCUCGUGGAGGACUGCACACGACUAGCUAAACAGUGUAAAAUGGAAGACUUUAUCGAGGAAAUGGAGAAUAAAUGCAAACAGUUGUAUGAAUUUGUGUUCAACAAGCCAGGAAUCUGUGUCAAGGUUCUCAGCCUGGAGCCUCACAUCUCUCAACUUCAAGAGGAGAUGGCUCAGUUAGCAGACUGUGCACUUCCCACUGAUCUAAGAGUUGGAUUUGGUGAACUUCCCUUUAACGGAGUCGACCGCUUCCCUACCUAUCCUGACAUCUGCUUCAGAGUCGAUGGUUUCGACUUUCUAUGUCACAAGGCGUUUUUCUGCGGACGUAGUGAUUAUUUUAAAGCCUUGCUGGAGGACCACUUCAGUGAGGGAGGGCAGCUGCAGUCCCAGCCCAGCACUCCAGUGAUUACUUUACACAAUAUUUCCCAUGAAAUAUUCAUCCACGUCAUGUAUUACAUCUACACUGAUAACACAGAGUUAAUUACAGAGGAUGUUUUUGAUGUGCUGUGCGUGGCCGACAUGUACCUGCUGCCAGGGCUGAAGCGUCUUUGUGGGAAGACUCUUGCAAAGACUAUUUGUGAGGACAACGUUCUGUACAUGUGGAAGAUGGCAAAGCUCUUCCGUCUCUCUCGGCUUGAAGAUCAGUGCACCGAGUUCAUGGCCAAAAUCAUUGAGCGGCUGGUGGAGCAGGACGAGUUUGCAGAGCUCAUCAAAGAGGAUGCUGCGUCGUUGGAGGAGCGACAGGAGACCGACUCCAUCCCCGUUGUGGACGAAAUCCGUUUCCACAUCACCAGCAAUGUGCAGACUUACAGCGCAAUCGAGGAGGCCAAUCAGAAACUGGAAGCCUUGGAGGAGCUGCUCACCAGCAUCAAUAUUGAAUGUUGAGGUGUUCUAGUUUGUGGCUGCCGCAGAGCUGGAAGUUUGUUUUUUUGCAAGGUGGAUGCUUUGGGUGCAAACAUCUGUAGAAAGAAAAAACAUAUGUCUUUGAGUUUUUAAGUUUCAUUUUAUUUACAGUAUAUUGAACAGAAUAUAUAUUUUCAAAGGAUGUUUUGCUGCGUUUUCAGCUAUAGCUCAAAUUAUUCAUUGACUGAGAUAUAUCAAAACAUAUAGUACUUGGUGUAAAGUAGCAAGUUCUGCAAGAUAAGUUACAAUAUAUUUAUAUAUUAUUUACACACAAAUAUAUUUCAAUUACCAAUGCAUGGAUUCAGAAGGUGCUACAAUUUAGACGAGAUGGUUAUUUUAGUUAUUUUAAAAUGUACUUUGACCCCAGCAAAGUUCAGAACCAGCACUUUAUGAAAUGUUAUGUUUGUUCACUUCAUACAUCCAGAAAUGUUUUUAAACUCUCAAUCUUAAUUUUAAGUUGAAAAUAUAUUGUCAUGAUGUAUUUCACGUGCUAAAUGACAACUUUUAUUUUGAAUUUCACAGCACUAUUCAACUAGUAACAAUACUCCAGUGUGACACUUAUUCCUCCAUUUAUUGCCCAUAUUCCUGCACUUUGUUUAAGCCUUAAUUUGAAAGAAAAUUCCCCCUGCUGCUUGUAUGACAGCAAGCCUCCCUCUCCCAGUGUGUGCUCAAGAAAGAAAUUCUGAAACUAAACUGUUUGCAUGUAAAAUCCACCAUCAGCAUAGGGAGGUUUUAAGGGUUUGUUUAAAAAAAAUCGUAAUAUCCACUACUAAGUCACUAUGCUUUUAUAUAAAAUGGAUAAAUAACUGCUCUUGGGUUUGGCAAUUAAAGGUAGCAUUGCAAAAACCAGUAGUGUUGUAUUCUUUUGUAAUUUUUGACGUGUGCCAUCUGGGUCCAAUUGUACUCCACAGAGGACAUCCUGGGCUUUUCAAACAUAUGAAGUGGGGGUGUGGCUUUGAAAAAGAUAAUUUCAUUGUAUUUCAAAAUGGUGUCCAUCAACACAAGCACUAUUUAUAGAAAGAGAAAUGGUAAGUUUGUCAUUUUGUAAUUACCAGUGUUGUGAGUUCAAUAUUUUGUAUUAAUUAUAGUAAGGGAACAUCUUAGGAGUUAGUGUAGUGAGUUUUCAGAGCAGUGUAAAUCUUAUUCGACCUAAAACUAAAUGUUUUGAUGAAUGUCCUCUGAGGAGGACAUGGGGAUUUGCUAACUUUUUAUUUCCCCCAUUUUACACCACACAAAUGGAGUCCACUAUGGGCCAAAACUAACACUUAGGUUUCUGUAGGGUUCAUGGCAGAUUGAUGCAGUGGGAAAACAUACAUCAAGUGCCUCAAGUGUCAGAUGUAUCUCUGCAUUUCAAAAAAGGAUGGAGUACUACAAAUGAGGGCUCAAUAUUUGUUGCAUUGAGUUGAUAAUAAUAAUAAUAAUAAAUGGAAUUUAUAAAGCGCCUUUCACGGGACCCAAGGUCGCUGUACAUGGUGGACAGACAAUGAGGA
Messenger RNA from Notothenia coriiceps (black rockcod), 3129 nucleotides. It is a transcript of the gene abtb1, whose product is annotated as ankyrin repeat and BTB (POZ) domain containing 1. The transcript has 12 exons. The coding region runs from base 191 to 1621 and encodes 476 amino acids. The record is from RefSeq and is a predicted model, not a curated record. Gene Ontology annotation, molecular function: protein binding. Gene Ontology annotation, cellular component: cytoplasm; ubiquitin ligase complex. Lineage: Eukaryota; Metazoa; Chordata; Actinopteri; Perciformes; Nototheniidae.